CAAUGACAUCUUUGGCUACUUUGACUCAUCCAAGCUCCGCAAGGAAUCAACACCCGACCAGUACGUAGAUUCCAUGGUCUCAAAUCUAAAACAACAAUUAGAGAGAAUAAAUUCUUUGGGCGCUCGAAAAUUUGUAGUUGUUGGGACUGCGCCAGUUGGAUGCUGCCCAGCACAAAGGAUUUCAAAUGACGGAGAGUGCAACGAAGAUGCGAACUCCAUGUCUAUCCGCUACAACGACGGCCUUAAGUCGAUGUUACAGCAGUCGGAAGCGGCAUUGCACAUAAAAUACACCUUCUUUGAGACAUACGGUGUUUUCUCGGACCUCAUUCAGAACGGCUCUUCUUACGGAUUUACGGAGACCGAAGCUGCAUGCUGUGGUUUUGGAAAGCUUAACGCCGACUCUUUUUGCCUGCCGAUUUCGUCUUUGUGCUCCAACAGAACGGACCAUGUCUUCUGGGACAAAUUCCAUCCUACAGAGGCAACGCAUAGUAUCUUGGUGGACAAACUUUUUGAUGGUCCUUCACAAUACACAUUCCCAACGAAUGUGAAGGAGUUAAUUGCUCUAUAAAAGCUCAAGGAAGCAGACUCCAAUCACGUUUUCAUAUGCAAUAGAAAAUUCCACAUGUAACUUUAUAGCAUAUUUAUAGAAUACAUACAGAUGUAGUUCUUAGGCUAAAUGCAUGUGUAUAAAAAGAACAGAGAAUGAAUGAUGUUUA
Messenger RNA from Prunus avium (sweet cherry), 716 nucleotides. The record is from RefSeq and is a predicted model, not a curated record. Lineage: Eukaryota; Viridiplantae; Streptophyta; Magnoliopsida; Rosales; Rosaceae.